Saccostrea cuccullata (small rock oyster) is the source of this 2528-nucleotide messenger RNA. RefSeq lists its product as uncharacterized. The transcript has a single exon. Gene Ontology annotation, molecular function: zinc ion binding; protein binding. The record is from RefSeq and is a predicted model, not a curated record. Bases 98 to 2281 code for a protein of 727 amino acids. NCBI's taxonomy places the organism in Eukaryota, Metazoa, Mollusca, Bivalvia, Ostreida, Ostreidae.
ACGACUGACAGAAUUAAAAGAUGCAAUCAUUUUUUGUUCCAAUGUGCCACCAUUCUUUUCCAAACCGAUACUGUAACCUUGAAUCGUAACAGUCAAAAUGGCGGAGGGAGCAACUAAAUUAAAUCCCACAAUUUACAGUUGUCCGAUUUGUUUGGAAAAGAUUAUCAGACCAAAACGCUUGCCUUGUUCUCAUACUUUUUGUGAAAAAUGCCUGCAGACUUUUAUAUCUAGGGCUGCCAUUGGGAAAGAUCCAGAGAAGUUUGACUUUGAAUGCCCUGUGUGUCGUCGAGUUACAAAUCGACCAGAACCAUGGAUUGAUGUGGACGAAUGGGCUAAAUAUUUUCCAACCAACAUAUUGGUCAACUCACUGACACGUUCAAGUGCGGAAAAAUCGGAGGAAAAAUUGUGUGCCAUUUGUUUGCGAGACGACAAAAAAAGUAAGGCGGAGUCAUGGUGUUAUGACUGUGCAGAGGCUAUUUGUGUUUCUUGUAAACGUUUUCAUCAAAUUAUCGGAUCUCUUCAAAAUCACAAAAUCUCGGCACUAAGUUUUGAAGGCAAAGAUGACAAGUUUACUUUUCCGGAAUUAGAUGAACCUUGUCAUUUGCAUGAAGGUAAAUGUGUUGAAGUUUGUUGCUUGGAUCAUGAAAAACUUUGUUGCUGUUUGUGUGUUGCAACACAGCACAGGCAAUGUGAACAUGUAGAAACUGUGUCUGAUGUUGGUGAAAUAAUACCUAAAGAAGUCGUGGAGUCGAACUUAGAAGUUCUGUCUGCAAUAUCAAAGAUAACAAAGGAAGUUUUAAAGCACAAAGAAAAAACAAUUAUGCUCCUUGGUGCACAAAAUGAAGAUAUCCUAAAAAAUGUUUCCAACGAAAUUGCAAAAAUUAAAACUAGACUCGACGAACUGGAGCAACAAUUUCGAAAAACUUUCAUGAAAAAGCAUGAAGAUAUAGAAGAGGAGAUGAAGCAGUGUGUCUUAGAUAUAAAACAAUACCUCCUGAUAGUCAAUAAUGGAGAAGCACUUCUUUCUGCAGUUAAGGAUAAAGGUACCUCAACACAAAUAUUUCUCUCUUCCGUGAAAAUUAAAAGAGAUAUCGAAGACCAGUUUAAUCAACUCAAGAUCAGAAAUCCCGAAGACAAAGAAUACGAUUAUAAACAUGAUCAUACGACAAUAUUAAAACAAUUUUGUGAAAAUGAUAAGAUUGAUGAAUUUAGGGUCAUUGUAAAACCGACAGCCACUCUCUGGAAUUUGUCAUUGCAUAUGUCAUCAUUUCAGAUAUUUGAAAUAGUUAGAAAGAUACAGCCAUCGAUGGUUUUUGAAAAUUUGUCCGAAUCCGAGGCACUGAAUAUUGAGAAAAAAGGAGAGUUUGAACUACCGUUUCUUGCAGAGCAGAGCGUAUUUAUAGAUAAUGACACCUUGGCAUUUGCUUCAUCGUCGAACGUUCUAUCAUUCCAUAAUCUUGAUGGUUCGUUACACUCAUGUGUUUCGUCUUUGGAAUUAAAAGGACAACCUUAUCUAUGGACAGGGUCAACACAAAAUGUUUUGUACGUUGGAUGUCAUUCUACAAUACAGAAAUUACAGAUAAGGAAGAAGUACAAUACUAUAAAUUUUAUUUGUAACGGAGAGGUUGACUUAAAGCAGGAGUUUGAUAUGUUUAGUGUUGACGAAACACAAAAUAGAAUUAUCAUCGCAUCUCAGAGCAAUGUGGUGAUCUUUGCCCUUUCUCCCGCUUUGUCAGUAAUUCAUACUAUCCCAAGGACAGAUAGUAACGCAAUAAUGAGUAUUUCGAAAACAUACGAACGAAUUGCAUUUGUAGAAGGAGAUGGGGUAGGUUGUUAUUCUACGGCUGGGAACGACAUAUUUCUUUAUGAGAACGCUAACAUGAAGAACCCAAAAUUCCUUGCAUUUGAUUACAAAAAUAAUAUUUAUGCUGUGUGUUCAAUGCCUCGAAUAGCGAAAUGCGAUCGUUUGCAUAUGUAUUGCAGAAAAUGUGGUCUUCAUAAUUACGCUGAAGGAAGAGAGCUAGAUACUUUAUUGAGAGAAAAUAUAAUUUGUGGAAGAUGUAACCAGGAUUUAUAUGAGCCCUGCCGAGAUGGCAGAUGUGGAAGACCAAUAAAGGAACAUUUACAAAGUGGCGGAGUUUUCUGCAUUUUCAAGGAUGGAAAUAACAGCCAGUGCCUCCUUUCAAAUUAUCCAGGUGCCCGCUAUUUGGCGUUUAAUCCUUGUUAUAACGAAUUUCUCAUUUCUGAUGGAACAAAGUGUACUAUCUAUAAACUUAGCUGAUAAUCCUUCAUGAAAAUGUGCUAAAACAAACAAUUUGCACUACAGUGUCCAUGUACAUCACGUGUUUGAUUUGUUUUUUAUUUGCUAAUUUUCCAAUCGUACAAAUUGAGUAUAAACUUAAGAUAUGAAUGCAAGGUACACAGUUGUCAUUAUCGCAACACAUUGUUAUGCGUUAAAAGAUCCGUCAUUCAAAUAUAAAGAGGUUUAUAGAUAACAUACUCGCUUGACAACAAAACAUAAUUUAUAA